AUGAGUUCGCGGAGAGGUAGUCGCGUAUAUAACUGUGUAGUAGUAGUGAUCUGCAUUGCCCUGUUUAUACGUUUGAGCGUGAUAUUUUGUUGGACGCCAUAUUGCAAAUCUGUUUUACAGAGCACCCUGAGUAACGACCACAGCAGCAACAUGUCAUCGUUGAGAGUUGUGUCUUCAAAGCUGGCUGCGCAGAUCGACCAGGAGCUGAUGGGCCCGAAGAUCGGGUUCACAUUGCAGCAGCUGAUGGAGCUUGCUGGGUUGAGCGUCGCGGAGGCCGUGCAGCGGGAAUUCCCCCCCGCUGCAACGAGGAAAGGUGUGUUGAUCGUGGCUGGUCCAGGAAACAACGGUGGUGAUGGGCUCGUCUGCGCAAGACACUUAAAGUUGUUUGGGUACGACCCAGUGGUGUACUACCCUAAGCGGAGCAGCCGGACCGAGUUCUACGGGCAGCUUGUAAAACAGCUGGACUUCUUCAACGUGCCCGUGCUGUCCGAGACGGAAAACUGGACACAGUACUUGAACCCGGACCGGACCUUGUGCGUUGUGGACGCUAUUUUCGGAUUCUCCUUCAAGCCACCCAUGCGGGAACCCUUCGCAGAGAUUAUCAAGAGAUUGCACGCCGUGCAAGAAUCCGUCCCCAUUGUCGCGGUAGACAUCCCGACAGGAUGGGACGUCGACGCGGGUCCCGUCGAAAAACCUCACCUUACCCCGAAGGUCUUCGUGUCCCUGACAGCACCCAAACCGUGCACGAACCACAUCGACCCUGCUAAGACGGUCCACUACGUGGGGGGGAGAUUCAUCCCGCAAGAGUUUGCCCAGCAGCACGGAUUCGAGCAAUUCGAUUACAAGGGCGUCAACCAGAUCCUGAAGCUGUGA
Molecule: messenger RNA, 873 nt
Organism: Huiozyma naganishii CBS 8797
Lineage: Eukaryota; Fungi; Ascomycota; Saccharomycetes; Saccharomycetales; Saccharomycetaceae
Gene: NNR1
Product: NADHX epimerase
Exons: 1
Coding region: 1-873 (290 amino acids)
Cellular component (GO): mitochondrion
Molecular function (GO): NAD(P)HX epimerase activity
Source: RefSeq, a predicted model, not a curated record